Molecule: messenger RNA, 3366 nt
Organism: Amoebophrya sp. A25
Lineage: Eukaryota; Dinophyceae; Syndiniales; Amoebophryaceae
Source: the annotation of a GenBank genome assembly
CUUAUAUACUCCUACAUCCUCAGGGCUUUUUCUUCCUGAUAAGUAUGUCCCCAAUAAUCCUUCCCAUGUUCAUCUUCGCACUUUCAGAUAUAUUCCCCACUGCGGACGAAUCCGCUAUAAAUGAAAUAUGAUGUUGUUUGCACAGGACGUGCGUAAGUAGCUGUAUAAGUAUUGCAACUACAACUAGUUUGCAACUACAAGGAGCUGUCGCUAUGAACGAUGAGGCCAUGAAUCUGUAUCAACUAGAUCUGCGAUUAUGAUCUUAGGUUGGAAAGCAUCAAACAUAAUGGCGAGGCAUCAUCAGAUGACUUACGACGCGGCAAUGAAAGGGCACUAUUCUGCUGCAACCGGCACUGCUGCGAAUGGCAGGCUACGAGAACAGAUGCCGCAGUUUGGUUUCAUAGCGGAUGACUCAUCCAUAGUACAGGAUGAUUAUUACAGUAGCGGCGCACAAGUAGAUCAAGGUCAAGGCCAAGGCCAUGCCAGUAGGACUACACAACAAGGAGGCCAACGAGUCCAACAGCAGAGAGUGGAGUUGCGACCUCUACUACAUCAGAGAGUCCGAGUGGCUCAACCGCCACGACCGACAGGCAAUUAUAGCGAUUUCUCGUCACAUAACUCGGUCUCUGUUGAUCCUCGCGAUCGAGACUUGAGACCUAAGAGCAUUCCAAGAUCUUCGUCUAUAAGACCAACGCAAGUUCAACAACAUCAUGAUGGAUCUUCAUGGCCACCUCAAGUUCAUCAACAACAUAUUAUUAGUGCAUGCUCGCUGCCUCUUCAAGUCGCACAUCAUAGUGCAUCGGCUACUUUGCAGCGGAUGACUUUGUUACCAUGGAGGAAUUAUAAUGUUAAAGAUGCCAGCACCAAUAAUGUUAAUAAGCCAGCAAGAAACUUCUUCCACAACGUUCGGGAAGUGCAUAAAAACAGUAGUAACUCCAGCACUUUCGGACCAGAAGGAGCGAAAGGUUUCGGUGGAAUCAAAGGAGGAAAGGUGGAUUGGAGCACUUCUGUCCCUAGGUGGAUUCCCGACACCAGCGGGAAUUUGCCACCACAGCAGAAUGUUGAUCCUCCAGAUAUAUGGAAAAAUUCGUCGAGGUCUGGUGGCCAUUCGUCAUCGUCGAGUCAUGAUUCUGGAUUCCGUAAUGAAGAAAACUACAGGUCUACUCUGAGGGAAGUGCCUGAUAACCGUGACAGGAGGAGUAGUAGAAGGAGAAGCAGGUCACGCGCUAGAGGCAGUAGGGGAAGAGGACGGUCGCGCGGUCGAGAUACGCGGACGAACACACAUGCCUCUACUAGGGGACGAACAGGACGAUCUACAGCUAGAGGUCGGCAGGACUCGAGGACAACGAAGCGGUCUCGCUCUCGAGGUCGGCGUGAUUCUACUAGGGAAAGAAGGCGGUAUCAAGGUGGACAUCGUGAUAGACGUGACUACAGGGGAAGAGAACGAGAGCCAUCGCACAUUAGAGGAGGUAGGCGGGAUUCUAGGGAAAGAAGGCGACCUUACAGUUCACGCCUAUUUCAAACCGCUGCAGAGCUUGUUGGUCAAAAUCAAAACUCGGCAUCUUCUACUGAGUCACAUCGUGCAAGGGCUGUUGCAAACGGAAGCACUGCAACUACUGAAAAAGCUGUCCUCUUUGCUGAUAUACAAAGGUUUCCUGUAGUACCAGGUGUGACAGGAGGAACUACAACUGCUAGAGGUGCGGCGAAAACUGGAACUCCUGCGGCUGUAACAGGAACCACAACUACUAAAAGCAGUGCGGUGCUAACUCCUGCUGCAUCUACAGGAACUUCGUCUACUACUAAAACAGGAACUCCAGGAUCAGCAGCUUUAACAGGAGGAUCUCCGCAAAGUACAGCGGUUACUCCACCUAGCACCACUGCUGGAACUGUUGUAGAAGUUUUAGACUCCGACGACUCCUCUGAAGAGUCAUCCAGUUACGAAGAGGAAGAAGAAAUUUCGUAUGAGUCCACUUCGGAGAGCGAAAUGGGAAAGGCCACGACUAACAGUAAGAUGAAUAAUAACGACACGACCAGUAAAAAAACUUUGACUACCACCACUCCUAUGGGUAAGAACGGCAACACCACCACUCACACCACCGCCUCUACCUCUUCUGCAACUACGGAGAACAAGACCAAGAAGGUAGAGGAAAAGAAGAUGAAAAACAAGGCAAAAAGUGUUCCUAUUUUGUCGUUGAAAGACAUGAGCUCUGAUUCCGAAGACGAGGAAGAAGACGAUGCACGACCAUCAGGGAAAGGUGGCAACGAUGCUGGAAACAAAGUCGCACCGAUUGACUUUUCCAAGUGCGGCACCUAUCGUGGUGCUACUGCGGAAAGCAUACGGGCUCGUCGGCUCAACAGCGAAGCGGAUAAGAACAAGAAGAAGGCAGCUGCUCGGACAGUGACUGAUCCUACUACACUCGACAAGGACGUGAUGCACAGCUACGAAGUAACGUGCAUGGCCUGUAAGGCGUUGGUAAGCAAGUUUUUGAACCGACGAAAGACCAGCAAAGGCCAAUUUGUUUGUCGAGAAAUGAUGUUGUUCUGGCAGGGUCUUUUUGGCGGCAAGCGGAUAGUGGAAAAGCCGACCAAGCAGCUGCCGAAAGACUGGCAUGCAUUGUUAAGGCACCACCGACUGACUUGCAGAUACUUAGGUACUCUCUAAUAAAUAAAUCUAAAUGCGAAAAAAUCUAUUUCUCUUGGUUUAAAUUCUCUCGAAGAAUACUUUCUUUGCGUAUCCUCGAAUAUCACACUUUAUAUAAUUCCCCCCAUUCCGUUCUAGUAUCCCCGCUUACCGAGCAAGAGUCCGAAGAUAUUCUCCUGAUUAUCCAAUUCUAAUACUUCCUCCCGCCGAGCAGGAGUCAGAGGAGCGUGCUGCCAUGUCUAAGAUACUUGAAAAGAGGUUCAAGGAAGGCCAUGAGCAAGAAUGCGUCGCAGUGAGAAAUAAGCAUAAAGGCUUUGAAAAUGGUUUCAAUAACCACUUGGAGCGACUAAACGCCGAAUCAGAGAACCCUCUUUGGCGUUUGGAAAUGUCGGGGGGCAAUGAUAGUGGAAACUAUUGCAAGUCACGCAAAAAAUUUUAGCUGUUUAUAAGGUGGCGCUUGAGCAGUUCGUAGAUACGAGUUUGCUGCUCGAGUAUGUUGAUGUUUCUUGACAGUCUGAUGUUGACCUGACCAUAAUUCGCAAUCACCUCCCACGUACAAUUCCCAUGAUGUGAUACAACUACAGAAGAUAUGCCAUCUGCUGUUUCUGCGUACAUGCCCAAUGAAUCCCCUGUCCCGAGCACGUGGGACCCUUAUUGUUUUGGUCCCCGUUUAACUGCCGUAUAAACUUAGUGUAAGGUCAUCACAUCAAGGAAAAAAGCGUAAC